Fulvia fulva is the source of this 1368-nucleotide messenger RNA. RefSeq names its product NEDD8-activating enzyme E1 catalytic subunit. Gene Ontology annotation, biological process: protein neddylation. The record is from RefSeq and is a predicted model, not a curated record. Gene Ontology annotation, cellular component: cytoplasm; nucleus. Gene Ontology annotation, molecular function: NEDD8 activating enzyme activity. The coding region runs from base 1 to 1368 and encodes 455 amino acids. The transcript is spliced from 4 exons. NCBI's taxonomy places the organism in Eukaryota, Fungi, Ascomycota, Dothideomycetes, Mycosphaerellales, Mycosphaerellaceae.
AUGGCUGCCCUCAACGGAGACAGCCAGACCACGACACGCUCUCGCUCCAAAGACAUGGCCUACAUCCUGUCCCGCGCCGGGGCCUGCACCGAUGCCAGCACAUUCACGCCGGGUCAGGCAGCUUUCGACUCGCUCAGCACGACCAAAGUCCUCGUCAUCGGCGCAGGCGGGUUAGGAUGUGAGAUUCUCAAGAACCUGGCCUUGUCGGGCUUCAAGAGCAUCGACGUGAUUGAUAUGGACACCAUCGACGUCUCCAACCUCAACCGCCAGUUCCUCUUCCGACAGAGCGACGUCGGUCAGCCCAAGGCCACGGUGGCAGCCAACUUCGUCAUGAAGCGCGUGCCGGGCUGUCAGAUCAAUGCGUACGUCGGCAAGAUACAGGACAAGGACGAGAGCUACUACAUGCAGUUCAACAUGCUCAUUUGCGGUCUCGACUCGGUCGAAGCACGACGCUGGAUCAAUGCUACGCUGGUGGGCAUGGUCGAUGAACAGAACCAGGAGAGUCUCAAGCCGUUGAUCGAUGGCGGCACAGAAGGCUUCAAGGGACAGUCGCGCGUCAUCCUUCCAACCAUGACCUCCUGUAUCGAAUGCCAGCUCGACAUGCACGCGCCUCGCGCCGCCGUGCCUCUCUGCACACUCGCUACUAUCCCACGCCAGCCACAACACUGCAUCGAAUGGGCUCACAUCAUCAAGUGGGAGGAGGAGCGCAAGGGCGUCACACUGGAUACAGACGAUCCAGAGCACAUCACGUGGCUAUACCAGACCGCCCUCAAGCGGGCACAAGAGUUUGGGAUCCAGGGCGUCACGUACACCAUGACACAAGGUGUCGUGAAGAACAUCAUCCCCGCCAUCGCCUCCACCAACGCCAUUAUUGCCGCCUCGAGCUGUAAUGAGGCCUUCAAGAUCGCUACCAAUUCGGCGCCCUUCCUGGCAAAUCCGAUGAACAUUCCGACUGGUGUUGAUCCUGAUGACUACAUGGCCGAUAUGGAUGGUGAAUUCAUGCCAGCGCCGGACAAUUACAUGCUGUACACUGGCGAUAACAGCGUCUACACCUACACGUUCGGACACAAGAGGAAACCGGAUUGCCCAGUGUGUGGCAACCUUCCGAAGGAUCUUUCAGUCAGUGGCGAUACCACGCUGGGUGAGCUUGUGGAGAGCUUCGCAGAGCGUCCAGACGCUCAGCUGAAGAAGCCAAACCUCAGAACAGGCGAGAAAUCGCUCUUCUACUCCUCACCAGAAAGCUUACGUCAGCAAACUGAGGGUAACCUGAAAUUGAAGUUGAAAGACCUCAUCGAAGACGGUGAGAUCGUGGCGAUUAGCGACCCCGCUUUCUCCAUCGACUUCAACUACCGCCUGAGCCUGACCUAG